Messenger RNA from Orycteropus afer afer, 1493 nucleotides. It is a transcript of the gene CBLN1, whose product is annotated as cerebellin 1 precursor. Gene Ontology annotation, molecular function: protein binding. Gene Ontology annotation, cellular component: glutamatergic synapse; synaptic cleft. The record is from RefSeq and is a predicted model, not a curated record. NCBI's taxonomy places the organism in Eukaryota, Metazoa, Chordata, Mammalia, Tubulidentata, Orycteropodidae.
AAUAAUUCAGAGCGGCGGUGGCGGCAGCAGCGGCGAGUGUGGACAGGAGGCGGCGGCAGCAGCAGUGGGGACCGAGCGGCGGCGGCUAUGCAUCCAAGUGCGGUUGGGCACCCGCGGCAUCCCUGAGGCCCGGGAGAGGCUCGGGAGCUUCGCGAGGGGACGCUUAUCCCGGCAGUGAGAGGAAGCGCUGUAGUGUCCGGAGCGGCGUUGGCAGAGCUGCGCCCGGAGCUGAGGAGGGGGCUUCGGAGCGGGCCGGGGUGGGGGGGGCGGCUGGCGCAGGCAGCCCCGGGGGUGGGGGGCGGGGUGGGCGCCGGCGCCGCGAUGCUGGGCGUCGUGGAGCUGCUGCUGCUGGGGGCGGCGUGGCUGGCGGGCCCAGCCCAUGGGCAGAACGAAACGGAGCCCAUCGUACUUGAGGGCAAGUGCCUGGUGGUGUGCGACUCCAACCCCACGUCCGACCCCACGGGCACGGCUCUGGGCAUCUCCGUGCGCUCCGGCAGCGCCAAGGUGGCAUUCUCGGCCAUCAGGAGCACCAACCACGAGCCGUCCGAGAUGAGUAAUCGCACCAUGAUUAUCUACUUCGACCAGGUACUAGUGAACAUCGGGAACAACUUUGAUUCAGAACGCAGCACUUUCAUUGCCCCGCGCAAAGGAAUCUACAGUUUUAACUUCCACGUGGUAAAAGUCUACAACAGACAGACCAUCCAGGUGAGCCUCAUGUUAAACGGGUGGCCGGUGAUUUCAGCCUUCGCUGGUGACCAGGACGUGACCCGGGAGGCCGCCAGCAACGGAGUCCUAAUCCAGAUGGAGAAAGGCGACCGAGCAUACCUCAAAUUGGAGCGGGGGAACUUGAUGGGGGGCUGGAAGUAUUCGACCUUCUCCGGAUUCCUGGUGUUUCCCCUCUGACUGGCUCCUAGCGGUUGGAGGCAGGGAGAGGGCCAAGGCAGGAGGGUAGUGAGCAAGAGGCUGAAAUUCAGAGGGCGAGAAAGCUGCACGACUUGAAACUUCCUACACGUUCCCCAGCUGUAUCCGGGUAAAAGGUGCGCGCCGUCGGGCGCUGUUGUCCAUUUCCUCUUUAGGUGAAGUCAAUUCUGCUUAGCUCUGUGCACUCCUAUUUCCAAAAAUAAACUCACCUCCCCCGAUUCCAGUUGCAGUGAUCAUGAAAGAGACUGCCUUGUCAUUGUUUCUUACCCUCACAUUCAUGUUCCCUACAAUUUAUUUAAAAGGAACUUUGUAUUUCACUGUAUAAUGUGAAAUAUUUAUCCCCCAUUUCCCUUCUGAAUCCUUCCACCUACUGAAAUCUAAUAUCCACCCCCCAUUAUUUUUUUGUAGUUGGGGAAGGUGUAAUUUUUUUUUUUUUUUUGAUGUGGGAGGUAGUUUUAAAUUGGCAAAUGUUUACUAUUCUUAAAAGAUGCUCAAGAGCUAAUUAGCUGAAGAUACUUUGUAUCCUGGCUGCUUGGUAGCAGAGAAAGGACUCACCUUAGUGGUGACUGGUU